Penicillium taxi is the source of this 930-nucleotide messenger RNA. Its product is annotated as putative catechol dioxygenase. Gene Ontology annotation, molecular function: ferric iron binding; catechol 1,2-dioxygenase activity. Gene Ontology annotation, biological process: catechol-containing compound metabolic process. The record is from RefSeq and is a predicted model, not a curated record. The coding region runs from base 1 to 930 and encodes 309 amino acids. NCBI's taxonomy places the organism in Eukaryota, Fungi, Ascomycota, Eurotiomycetes, Eurotiales, Aspergillaceae. The transcript has a single exon.
AUGGCUGAAAAAUCACGUUACGACCCCAACUUCACUCCCUAUGUCAUUAACUCGAUGGGACCCAACACUCCCGAGCGUGCUCGUGUCAUUCUGGGCUCGCUCAUCAAGCACAUUCACGACUUUGCUCGUGAGGUUGACCUCACCUCUGCCGAGUGGAUGAUGGGUGUGGAGUUCAUCAACACCAUUGGACAAAUCAGCACUCCCAUUCGUAACGAGUGUCACCGUAUCUGUGAUGUGAUCGGUCUGGAGUCGCUGGUCGAUGAGAUCGCCAACAAAAUCGUCACUGACCAGGGCUUGUCUCCCACCUCCAACGUUAUUCUGGGCCCGUUCUGGUCUCCCAACGCUCCUUUCCGUGAGCUCGGUGACUCCAUCAUCCAGAACCCCCUCCCCAACGGCCAGGUCACCUACAUGCACGGCCGUCUGACUGAUCUGGAGACUGGCAAGCCCAUCGUCGGUGCCGUUAUUGAUAUCUGGCAGGCCUCCGCCAACCGCCUGUACGAUUUCCAGGAUCCUGACCAGACUGAGAACAACCUCCGCGGCAAAUUCAAGACCAACGAGAACGGCGAGUACUUCUUUUACUGCUACCACCCCACUGCGUACUCUCUGCCCACCGACGGUCCCGCUGGUGUGCUUCUCAACCUCAUGGACCGCUCCCCAUGGCGCCCGGCUCACAUUCACCUCAUGAUUACCCACCCCGAAUACGCUACCGUCAUCAACCAACUGUACCCCUCCACCGACCCUCACCUUGUCGAUGACUCCGUCUUCGCCGUCAAGGAUGACCUCGUUGUUGAGUUCAAGCCCAAGACCAACGACCCCAAGGCCACCCUCGACCUUGAGUACAACGUCACCAUGGCCCUGAAGAAGUGGCACCCCCACCCCAACUCGGCCCCUCCUGUCUCCUCUUUCCAGCGUGCUCAGGAGAAGCUAUAA